AUGCUUCGCGCAUACAUCCACCAACAGGAUGCGGAAAGAGCCGCAACCCACCAGGCAUUUCUGGCAGCUCAAGCUCCGAUUGGAGGUCUCGACCCCUCACCAUUCCCAUGUGAUCAUGGCUAUCGUGGCGGAGGGCAACCUGCCGUUCCACAACAGCAGGCUUUCGCGCAGGCCAACGCGGUGCAGUCGCUCCAGCAAGGCCUCCACCUCCCACCUGCCUAUCUGUCUGGAGCCCAGCAGGCCCCACUAUCAACCCAACGGCAGGUCCCACCGCAUCAGCAGGCACCGCAACACCGGCCGUUUCCACCUUCCGAGCGCUUGGCCCCUACCCAGCAACCAGCCGGGCCGCAGCAAGCCCAGGCUCCGUGGCCACAGCAAGCCCAAGCUCCGUGGCCGCAGCCCCCGUGGCAGCCCAUACCAGCCCAGGGCGCACACCAGCCUGUGCCGGCACCGCCGCCCCCUGCUCAGGUCACAGCGCCACCUCAGUGUCAUUCCCAACCUGCAUACCAGUUUCCCCCUCAGAACCUGCCCACGUUUAUUGACCCAGCCACAAACGAAACCUACACCUACCGCCUGGCCCCUAUCAGCGCCCAUAUCGCUGACGCACCAUUAUUUUCUCAUGGCCCGGGUCUACAAUUUCCUUCCCAGCCACCGGCUCCGCUGCAACCGCUGACCCGGCUGGCUGAGGUGAACAUCCAGCCGUGCCAGCCGAGUUUCUCGCAGAAGGUGAUGCAGAUCAUGAAAGGGGGAUGGUCGAAACCGCUCUCCUUGCCGGACUUCCACCCAAAGGAGCGCCACGCCGAGCCAUCCAUGCAGCGUGCGAGCAUCGGGGGGUUUUAUUUCGAACUGGUGGAGCAGAAGCGCAGUUCGCAACCCAGCAUCCAGACCGUGGAUGAGGUUCACCAGGCCAUCCAGUCAGCGGCAGACUGUGCGCUAGAGUUCCACCCAACGAACGGGCCUCUCCUCUUCCGCUCUAUCAUGAAACUUCAGUCCUUUCUCCAUAAUUCGGGCGAGCUACGCUUCAACUCAGACGUUCCGCGCAUCCUGGCUUACUGGGACGAGGUCGAGACCCAAUUCCGCGCUCACGGAGGGAACUUCUGCUUUGGUAAUAUACAGCUACCAAUUCUUGCUAGGCUUCGCCAACACGACAUGCAGCUGGAGAUCGAACGCCAGGCACUCCAGGAAUCCCAACGCAAUGCCCGUCACGAGGCCAUUCAGGCCUCAGCGCUCCCCCAUCCGCAAAGCAAAACCUACGCUGCUCCGUCUGCGGACUGCGCGACGCCCCCGCAGACCAACACGGGAGGCAUUGCCGCGCCCAACACCUCCCAUGGAUGCGUCGAUCCCACGAUGGUCGCGGCCUCUCCACGCCGAUUGCCAAUUUCAGCAUCUGUUGGCGCUUCAACGCAGGGCAGUGCUCUCGCUCUUGCGGAUUCAACCACGCAUGCUCGCUCUGCGGGGCCGGGGCCCCAGGAUACGCGCCUACUAGCCACCCUGCGCAAUCCUGUCCUGCGCUCUAAGCUAUUUCCAGUCGUCACACCACUUGUUGCGGAUGCCUGGGAGCGGCAUAUUGCAGCAAUGGGAAGAUCUGACGAGUUCGCGGACGUACCAAAAGGCAUCCGCAAUGGCUUUCCACACGGUUUGGCUCCCUCUCCUCCUCUCUCCAACUCGCAUAUCCCAAACAAUCAUCAGUCGGCUCUGGAUCAUGCCGACGUCAUUGACGCCUACCUUCUUUCUGAAAUCGCACUUGGCAGAGUUUCACCGGGCUACAACCAGUCGUUCAUCGAACAAUUCAUAGGCUUUGUCAAUACAUCUCCUCUGGGUGUCGUCCAGAAAGACCCAUCCGACCCAACAAGCAAGUUUCGUAUGAUUAACGACCACUCAUACCCACGCAACAACCCGGCCAUUCACUCAGUAAACAGCCGGAUAAACAAGUUGGAUUUUCCGUGCACCCUUUCUUCAUGGCGCGCCUGCUACCGAAUCAUCGCAUCCGCCCCGUCCAGCACCCAGGCAUCUGUCUUCGACGUCAAAAGCGCCUUCAGGAACAUCCCUACACUACCAGCAGACCGCCCGUUUACUGCUAUCUCCUGGCGGGGCCUCAUUUUCCUGGACCACGUAUUCUCCUUUGGGGCAACAAGCUCGCCCGGCGUCUUCGAUCGCCUCGCGGAACUAUUCGUCGUUCUCUUGAAGUUUUACAGCGCAGAAGAGAUCUUGAAGUGGGUAGACGAUUUCGUGUUCUUCCGGAAGCCGGUGGAGAUAGACCUCCACAAUCAUCCCACCUACGCAAUCGACGAAUCCCUUUUCAUUGACCUAGCAGCCGAACUUGGCUUCCCAUGGGAGAUGAAGAAGCACUCACCGUUUGGUGACACCUUCAGUUACAACGGAUUCGACUGGUGCAUCUCUAGUCGGACCUGUACUCUACCAGAGAAGAAACGGGUAAAGUAUUUGACCCGGAUUCGGGACUGGCUAGCUGGCGGCUCAACAUCAAGGAAGGAGAGCGAGGUUGUUGUUGGGACGCUCAACCAUUUGGCCGUAGUUGCCCCAGAGGGUCGAUCACGACUCGUCUCUCUUUAUCGACUUUCUUCAGCGUUCAAUCACCUCUCAAACCCAUUCGCCCUACCAUCCCCGCGUGCUGCCCAUGGAAACCAGCCACCCGACAUUGAAGACGACGGCAUCAUUCCGUCUAUGAUCAUGAACGCAUGGGCUCCAUCGACUCGCAAGAAGCGCAUACCCAUAACGUCUUUAUUCCAAACCUUCUGCGAAGAAGAGGGCGUCUGCGCUCUCCCAGCUUCGGAAACGACUCUCUGCAAAUUCACUCUGCACCGUGCCGGUACCAUCGCAGGCGUUACUAUCCGCGGUGCAGUCGCUGCAAUUCACGCGUGGCACACACAACUGGGCUACGUCUGGAACGGAGGCGAGCGUCUCUCGGCAUGCCAAAAGGCAGCGGAAAACCUCACGCCAGCGUCGUCACGAUUCCCGAAGCGCCCGCCAUUCACCAUGCAGCACCUCGAAACCCUCGCAGCCAAGCUCUCAAAGGACGACCCACUCGAUGUGGCCGUCUUUGCCCUCGCCACGCGCAUUCGAAGACCGCAUGAUAUCCGCCGUUUCCGACCUCGCUGGCCCUAUUACAGCUUCCGGCUCGUUCUCGCUGUUCUUACCCUUCACCAAGACGAAGGGUUCCAGAGGUGA
Messenger RNA from Mycena citricolor, 3186 nucleotides. NCBI's taxonomy places the organism in Eukaryota, Fungi, Basidiomycota, Agaricomycetes, Agaricales, Mycenaceae. The record is from the annotation of a GenBank genome assembly.